AUGGGAUCGGACCAUUCCGGGAACCACGGAAAGGAGGUAGAGCGGAGGACCGGAGGGCGAGCACAAGGUGUUCGUGGAAAUGCCACACAGCCUUGGUUCAGAAAGGACGGUUCACGCAGCAAGGAUCAAAGGCUAAAAACCGUCCAACAUGCAGCUCAGACUGUUCGCCAUAACAAGAAGACCUGCCAGCAGCUAGUCCACCAUGUGCAGAUAAUCAGUGACCUCCUGAAAAAGCUGCAGACUCCAGAGAUGAUGGAACAUCCAGAGACUAGGAACGGUCUUAACAAUCUUGAAGAGAUUCUUCGUGAGGCUUACAUGCUUGUCACAUCCUGCCAAAACAACAACUAUGUAUACCACCUCUUCACAGGGAAGAAGCAGGCAGAUCAGUUCCAUAUUCUGCAGAAUAGGAUGAACUCGUGUCUCCAAGUUUUCCCACUCAUCAGCCACAUCGACACCACAGACCGCUUGGACAAAAUUCUUGAAAUCAUACGGCCUCCAUUCUCACAGGUUGUAAGAGAUGUGCCAAGACUGCUUGCAGGUUGCUCGUCUUGUGACACCAGGUUAGAAUGUGCAAUUAUUUAA
Molecule: messenger RNA, 582 nt
Organism: Miscanthus lutarioriparius
Lineage: Eukaryota; Viridiplantae; Streptophyta; Magnoliopsida; Poales; Poaceae
Source: the annotation of a GenBank genome assembly